This is a messenger RNA of Lates calcarifer (barramundi perch), 6976 nucleotides long. Its product is annotated as transcription activator BRG1. Gene Ontology annotation, biological process: positive regulation of transcription by RNA polymerase II; chromatin remodeling. Gene Ontology annotation, molecular function: ATP-dependent chromatin remodeler activity; ATP binding; histone binding. The coding region runs from base 146 to 5173 and encodes 1675 amino acids. NCBI's taxonomy places the organism in Eukaryota, Metazoa, Chordata, Actinopteri, Centropomidae. The transcript has 34 exons. The record is from RefSeq and is a predicted model, not a curated record. Gene Ontology annotation, cellular component: RSC-type complex; nucleus.
GCUGGCGGACGGCCGUGACUAGACAUUCGGUCAUAGGAGCAGUGGAGGGGGGCGCUCGAGCCACGUCGGUGAAACAAAUCAACGCUCGGAGGCAGAUUACAAAGAGGGUCCCUGCUGCUCAUCCAGGAGCAGGCGAACCAGGGCAAUGUCGACACCGGAUCCCCCCAUGGGAGGCACCCCGCGCCCGGGUCCUUCCCCCGGUCCGGGUCCCUCCCCUGGGGCUAUGCUGGGCCCCAGCCCUGGGCCCUCCCCAGGCUCCUCUCACAGCAUGAUGGGCCCCAGCCCUGGUCCUCCCUCUUCCGGACACUCUCAGCCAGGGCCCUCUGGAUACGGCCAGGACAAUAUGCACCCUCUGCACAAACCAAUGGAGGGCAUGCAUGAGAAGAGCAUGAGUGAAGAGAGCCGCUUCAGUCAGAUGAAGGGACUGUCUAUGAGACAGGGUGGGCACAGUGGUAUGGGCCCCCCACCCAGUCCUCUGGACCAACACUCCCAAGGCUACCACUCUCCAUUAGGUGGCUCUGACCAUUCCAGUCCUGUCCCUUCAAAUGGCCCCCCCUCUGGUCCUCUUAUGCCAUCAUCCUCUUCUUCCUCCUCCUCUGGUGGCCCCGGCUCAGCCUCUACACCUUUAGAUGGCCCAAGUGGAGAUCAACACACGCUAGGUCCCAAUAACCGCCCUGGCCCUCCUGGUAGCUCUGGCCCAGGCCCCAGCCCUGGACCCAGUCUUGGAUCCAGUGUCCCCAGCCUUGGAUCUGGCCUUGAAUCUGCUGGCCCAGCUGGCCCCGGAGGUCCUGGUGGCCCCGGUGGCCCAACUCCCUUCAACCAGAACCAACUCCACCAACUCAGAGCCCAGAUCAUGGCUUAUAAGAUGCUGGCUCGGGGGCAGCCCCUGCCAGACCACCUCCAGAUGGCUGUCCAGGGGAAGAGGCCAAUGCCUGGGAUGCAGCAGCAGCAGCCCAUGCCUAGCCUGGCCCCUGGGCCAGCAGGUGGGCCAGGAGGUGGACCAGCAGGACCAGUACCAGGGCCUGGGCCAAUGGGCUCAGGCUACAGCCGAGCUCACGGUAUGAUGGGUCCUAACAUGCCCCCACCAGGCCCAUCAGGGACCCCAGCUGGGAUGCAGGGACAAAACCCAAACGGACCACCCAAGUCCUGGCCUGAAGGUCCCAUGGUGAACGCAGCAGCCCCCUCAAACGCGCCCCAAAAGUUGAUCCCCCCUCAGCCCACUGGCCGGCCCUCUCCUGCACCUCCUUCAGUUCCCCCCGCCGCCUCCCCCGUGAUGCCUCCUCAGACGCAGUCCCCCGGCCAGCCAGCACAGCCUACUCCCAUGAUGCCUUACCACGCCAAGCAGAACCGCAUUACCCCCAUUCAGAAACCCUGCGGCCUCGACCCAGUGGAGAUCCUGCAGGAGAGGGAGUACAGGUUACAGGCUCGUAUCACUCAUCGUAUUGCUGAACUGGAAAACCUGCCGGGUUCUCUUGCUGGUGAUUUACGUACCAAAGCUACUAUAGAGCUCAAAGCCCUUAGACUGCUUAACUUCCAGAGACAGCUGCGUCAAGAGGUGGUGGUGUGUAUGCGUCGUGACACAGCUCUGGAGACCGCCCUUGAUGCUAAGGCCUACAAGCGCAGCAAACGUCAGUCUCUGCGAGAGGCCCGCAUCACAGAGAAGCUGGAGAAACAGCAGAAGAUUGAGCAAGAGCGCAAACGCAGGCAGAAACAUCAGGAGUACCUCAACAGCAUCCUCCAGCACGCCAAAGACUUCAAAGAGUACCACCGUUCAAUCACAGGCAAAAUACAGAAGCUGACCAAAGCCGUGGCCACCUACCAUGCCAACACUGAACGAGAGCAGAAGAAGGAGAACGAGCGUAUUGAGAAAGAGAGGAUGAGGAGACUUAUGGCUGAGGAUGAGGAGGGCUACCGUAAACUGAUCGACCAGAAGAAGGACAAACGUCUGGCCUACCUGCUGCAGCAAACUGAUGAGUAUGUCGCCAACCUCACCGAGCUGGUCAGAGCUCACAAGGCUGCGCAGGCCCUCAAAGAAAAGAAGAAGAAGAAGAAGAAAAAGAAGAAGUUGGAGAAUGCUGAGAGUCAGACUCCUGCCAUGGGUCCUGAUGGAGAGCCUCUGGAUGAGACGAGUCAGAUGAGCGACCUGCCUGUGAAAGUCAUCCAUGUGGACAGUGGAAACAUCCUGACGGGGGUGGAUGCUCCUAAAGCUGGACAGCUGGAUACCUGGCUGGAGAUGAACCCUGGCUAUGAGGUGGCUCCUCGCUCGGACAGUGAAGACAGCGAGGAGGAGGAAGAGGAGGAGGAGGAAGAGGAGGAGCCACAGCCCUCAGCAACUCCAGUGGAGGAAAAGAAGAAGAUUACAGACCCUGACAGCGAAGACGUGUCGGAGGUGGAUGUCCGACACAUCAUAGAAAAUGCAAAGCAGGAUGUGGAUGACGAGUAUAGUGGCGCGGCGUUUGCCCGAGGUCUCCAGUCUUAUUACUCUGUGGCUCACGCUGUCACAGAGAAGGUGGAGAAACAGUCCAGUUUGUUGAUAAAUGGACAACUCAAACAGUAUCAGAUUAAAGGUCUGGAGUGGCUUGUUUCCCUCUACAACAACAAUCUGAACGGGAUCCUGGCGGACGAGAUGGGUCUGGGAAAAACCAUCCAGACUAUCGCCCUCAUCACAUACCUCAUGGAGCACAAACGUCUCAAUGGACCCUACCUCAUCAUUGUACCCCUCUCAACUCUUUCAAACUGGGUGUAUGAGUUUGACAAAUGGGCACCAACAGUCGUCAAAGUGUCCUACAAGGGGUCUCCUGCUGCCAGAAGAGCCUUUGUUCCCCAACUGCGUAGUGGAAAAUUCAACGUUUUACUCACCACCUACGAGUACAUCAUCAAGGAUAAACAAGUACUGGCCAAGAUUCGUUGGAAGUACAUGAUUGUUGAUGAGGGCCACCGUAUGAAGAACCACCACUGUAAGCUGACCCAGGUCCUGAACACCCACUACCUUGCGCCGCGGCGAGUCCUCCUGACAGGGACGCCGUUGCAGAACAAACUGCCUGAGCUUUGGGCGCUGCUCAACUUCCUCCUUCCUACCAUCUUCAAGAGCUGCAGCACCUUUGAGCAGUGGUUCAACGCUCCUUUCGCCAUGACUGGAGAGAAGGUGGACCUCAAUGAAGAGGAGACCAUCUUGAUCAUCCGUCGUCUUCACAAAGUGCUCCGUCCCUUCCUGUUACGCAGAUUAAAGAAGGAAGUGGAGGCACAGCUUCCAGAGAAGGUGGAAUAUGUGAUCAAGUGUGACAUGUCGUCUCUUCAGAGGGUGUUGUACAGACACAUGCAGGCCAAGGGGGUUCUUCUGACUGAUGGAUCAGAGAAAGACAAGAAGGGUAAAGGAGGCACAAAGACACUGAUGAACACCAUCAUGCAACUGAGGAAGAUCUGUAACCACCCUUACAUGUUCCAGCAGAUAGAGGAAUCCUUUUCUGAGCAUUUAGGAUUCUCUGGUGGGAUAGUCCAGGGACCUGACCUGUAUCGUGCAUCAGGAAAGUUUGAGGUGUUGGAUCGUAUCCUACCCAAACUGAGAGCUACAAACCACAAAGUGCUGCUCUUCUGUCAGAUGACCUCUCUUAUGACCAUCAUGGAGGACUACUUCGCCUACCGCAACUUCAAGUAUCUUCGUCUGGAUGGCACCACAAAGGCUGAAGACAGAGGAAUGUUACUAAAGACAUUCAAUGAUCCAGAGUCAGAGUACUUUAUCUUCCUCCUGAGCACAAGAGCUGGAGGUCUCGGCCUCAACCUGCAGUCUGCCGACACCGUGGUCAUCUUUGACUCUGACUGGAACCCUCAUCAGGACCUGCAGGCUCAGGACAGAGCCCACCGUAUUGGUCAACAGAACGAGGUGCGUGUGCUGCGUCUCUGCACGGUCAACAGCGUAGAGGAGAAAAUACUGGCCGCAGCCAAGUACAAAUUAAAUGUGGACCAAAAGGUCAUCCAGGCCGGCAUGUUUGAUCAGAAGUCUUCCAGCCACGAGCGCAGGGCCUUCCUGCAGGCCAUCCUGGAGCACGAAGAGCAAGACGAGGUCUGGGGUCAAGACAUGUGUCUACGCAUGAAUGAGGAGGAUGAGGUGCCGGAUGAUGAGACGGUCAACCAGAUGAUCGCCAGGAGCGAGGAGGAGUUCGACCAGUUCAUGCGUAUGGACCUGGAUCGGCGGCGGGAGGAGGCCCGUAACCCGCGGCGAAAGCCUCGUCUGAUGGAGGAGGACGAGCUGCCCACUUGGAUCAUGAAGGACGAUGCCGAGGUUGAACGGCUGACCUGCGAGGAGGAGGAGGAGAAAAUGUUCGGACGAGGUUCUCGGCAGCGAAAGGAAGUGGACUACAGUGACUCGCUGACCGAGAAGCAGUGGCUCAAGGCGAUAGAGGAGGGGACACUGGAGGAGAUGGAGGAAGAGGUGCGUCACAAAAAGACAACCCGCAAAAGGAAGAGGGACCGCGACCUGGAUCUCCCCGGUCCCUCCUCUUCCUCCGGGGGACGAGGACGAGGGGACAAAGACGACGACGGGAAGAGGCAGAGGAAGAGGGGACGACCGCCUGCUGAGAAACUCUCCCCAAAUCCUCCCGCCCUCACAAAGAAAAUGAAGAAGAUCGUGGACGCUGUCAUCAAAUACAAAGACAGCGCCAGUGGGCGUCAGCUGAGCGAAGUGUUUAUCCAGCUGCCAUCUCGAAAAGAGCUGCCAGAGUACUACGAACUGAUCCGCAAGCCGGUGGACUUCAGGAAGAUCAAGGAGAGAAUUAGAAGUCAUCGGUACCGCAGUCUGGGUGACCUGGAGAGAGACGUCAUGCUGCUCUUCCAGAACGCUCAGACCUUCAACCUGGAGGGAUCACUGAUAUAUGAAGACUCCAUCGUGCUGCAGUCAGUUUUCACCAGUUUGAGGCAGAAGAUUGAGAAGGAGGAGGAAAGUGAGGGAGAGGAGAGCGAGGAAGAGGAGGAGGAGCAGGAGGAAGGAUCAGAGUCUGAAUCUCGCUCUGUGAAAGUGAAGAUCCGUCUGGGCCGGAAGGAUAAAGGUGGAGAUCGGGGGAAGGGACGCAGCAGACGAACAGGACGCACCAGAGCCAAACCUGUCGUCAGCGAUGACGAUUCUGAGGAUGAGCAGGAAGAGGAGCGCUCCCCCAGUGCUACUGAUGAAGAGUCUUGAGCUGUACUGUGACAUGGAAGAAAAUGUGGUAUAAAGCGAUAUUCCACCAACUCACCAAACACCACAUAUACAGUAAAUAAAACACACCUCUAUCAACUCCAUCCACCCUCAGUCAAAUGUCAAAGGACUAAAAUAGAGGGAGGUUUGCAAUACUACAGAAUCACAUGGAAACAGAACAGUAUCAUCGUCAUAUAUCAUAAAAUUCACCAAUUAAUUUUUACCUCUUCUUUGCUGUUGCGUAGCUGAAGAAAGUCUAAACACCAUGGGAUCAGAUGAGCUUUUUAUCUUUGUGAGUUUUGUCGCUUUUACUGAGAAUCUUGUCUGUGUGCAGUUGUGAAAGAACUACUUGAAUGAAGCUAGUAACGUCUAAUCUGUUUACAUGUGCAUAGACAAUGGCUUAAAAAAUACAAGACAGAUGAGUGACAAUAAUCAAUAUAACGUAAUAACCAAGAAGAACUAUGCUGCUUACAGCAGGCAGCAGAAUUUCUCCCACAUCCCUCAUAAAAAGCUGUUAAUGGACAUCUGGUGAAACAUGUUAAAACAGUUGCACCCAAAGGAGAAUCACAACAAACCACAGACACGUCUACAAUACACUGCGCAGUUCUGGUUUCCUUUGUCAUUUUGGUAUGUUUUAAUGCCAUUUGAAGAUAUUUUAAUCCUAUUUUAAUAAUUAUUCAAAUAAUAUAAUGUACUGAACCCUUACUUACUGGGAAUGUUCUUCAGCUAAGAAAAUAUACUGCAACUGCCCUGAAUCCAUGUGUAAAUAUAUUGGCAGAACUUUACUUUAAGUUCCCCUGCCAAGAAUUAUUCAGAUUUUCUCAUUUUCUUGAUCAAACUGUAUUAAAAACUAGUCCUUAGCUAACCUGAAGAGUUAGAACUGCUGGAAGCCAGUAAAGUGAAGUAAACACCAUUGAAUGUAAACAGAAAAUGUUUUCAGACAGAGCUGUUUUUUUGUUGUUGUUGGGUUUUUUUAAGCCCAGCGUGAAGCUACCACCUCACCUCACCCUACCUUACCUUACUUUUGGACAUAAACAAACCUGAUGUUUCACCUCUGCUUCACUGUGGCAAUGUGUUGUAACAACAGUCAGCCGCUUUGGAGCCACUGUGAUUACUGAGGUGUGUGUACAUCACAUACUUGUGACCGGGGCUCACUGUUUGAGUUGGAAAUGGAGCCCGCUGCGGGCGCAGGGUGUUUCCAGACUUCUCAGAAGCUCUUGAGCAACUCACCACAGUUAUUUGACUGAGGUUUAAUGGAGUUGAGUCCAGUUCGCUCUCCAAUAUUGUAUAUAUGGUACAGUAUAAAGACAAACUCCUCCACCUUGCUGCUGCUUACCCGUUUCACUUCCAGUAUAAGCACUUAUAACUGUUGAUUGUAGACUUAAAGAAUCAUGAGGUUGUAUUUCAUCGAUGAGUACUGUAACUUUAAUUGCUUCUCCUUCAGUUGUUGUGUGGUGAUUUUAGGAUUUCAGAACUAUUUGAUGUACUUUGGCACUUUUUAUGUUUUUUGAUUUCAAGACAAAGGACCAGAGGGACAGUGGCUCUUCUCUGCUUGUGAAUGCCUGAUGGCCGUAUGGUGUUGGAUAUACUUUAUAGAUUGUUUUUUUAGAAUAUAAUGUCCAUGCACGUGUGUACAGCUCGCAAGUUUAGUGCUGUACUUUUCUCAUUAUGCUAGGUUACUAGAGUGAAGAACAUACAACCAAAGCAUCAACGUUUUCACCACUAAAUUAUUAAGAUCUGUCUGUGUUGUGUUGUGUUAUUAUCGCUGGAACUUGAAACGUAACAAUAAACCACAGUAAAAAUGAA